GUGUCCAGCGCUGGGGCGGAGCGGAGCGAUCUUCCUACUCAGAGAGAUGGUUUGGGGAAAGGAGGGGACAGCCCCUUUCAUUUACCUGGUUUAGCAAACCAACCCCCCCAGGACAUCUUGGGGGAUGCUUCUCAAGCUCUGUGACACUUCCUGAAAGAAACCUUGGGAAGCAACAAGUAGUGGUCCCCUCGCGCUUGUACACAUCUGUGAACCCGGGGAUUUGGUGACGCCGCCACCUCCGCGACUCCAGCGGGUGCCCGAGCGGCUCCGGAGGUGGUGAUCAUGUGUGCCAGCGGUGACACCAUCCGGAGCAUCAUGUUGGCAGUGCACAGACAUGGCAUGACCAACGGAGACUACGCUUUCUUCAACAUUGAGCUCUUCAACAGCUCUUCCUAUGGAGACGGCUCAUGGAAGAGAGGAGACAAGCAUGACCUUGAGGCCAAGGAAGCAUACUCAUCCCUGCAAACAGUCACUCUCCUGAGGACCGUGAAACCCGAGUUUGAGAAGUUUUCCAUGGAGGUGAAAAGUUCUGUGGAGAAACAAGGGCUCAACAAGGAGGAUUACGUGAACAUGUUUGUGGAGGGUUUCCACGACGCCAUCCUUCUGUACGUUCUGGCUUUGCACGAAGUCCUCAGAGCUGGCUACAGCAAGAAGGAUGGAGGGAGAAUUAUCCAGCAAACGUGGAACAGGACGUUUGAAGGCAUUGCUGGGCAAGUGUCCAUAGAUGCCAAUGGGGACCGGUACGGGGAUUUCUCUGUGAUUGCUAUGACUGACAGUGAAGCGGGCACUCAGGAGGUUAUUGGUGAUUACUUUGGAAAAGAAGGUCGGUUCAAAAUGCGGCCCAAUGUCAAGUAUCCGUGGGGUCCUUUCAAGCUGCGAAUUGAUGAGAGCAGAAUCCUGGAGCAUUCCAGCCACUCUCCUUGCAAAUCAUCAGGUGGCCUAGAGGAAUCAGCAGUGACGGGAAUCGUUGUGGGAGCUUUACUAGGUGCUGGUUUGCUUAUGGCCUUCUACUUUUUCAGGAAGAAAUACAGAAUAACCAUUGAGAGGCGAAACCAACAUGAAGAAAAUACCAUUGGGAAACAUCGAGAGUUAAGGGAAGAUUCCAUCAGAUCCCAUUUUUCGGUGGCUUAAAAGAAGCUUUUUUUUUUUUUUUUUCUGCUUGAGAUUCCUUACGAGAUAGAUGGGAGGAAAGACAUCAAAUGGAGUACAAGGAGCAUUCUUGAAGAGUUCAUUCUUUUAAGCAGUUAGUUAUUUCAUUUUAAACUUUCUUUAGAAGCUCAGGAACUAUUAUUAAUUGCCAUCUGCAUCUCAGCUUUCAUCUCAUGGCAAACAUGUACAAGGAUAUAACAUCACUGUUAGAUAUGCACACUGCUUGAAAAGCCUAGGAUUAGAUUUAGGUUUCCAACGUCUGCCGUCUCCGUAUCCUGAUGGCUUUGGGAGGUAUUUCACGCAAGGAUAUAAAAAAUGUGAUUUUUUUUAAAUGAAAUGAAAUGUUUUGUAGCUAGAUAAGCCCAUUUCUUUUGUUUUACAAGUAGAAUAUUCUUGGAAGGAACUGAACACCCAGUAGAUGUUCAAUGAGAAAUUGAAUACAAGUCAGUAAUGAGAGUCUCCAGGUUGCAAAUGCAAUGCUACUCUCUCUGCAUCUGGUGGAGGUUUGGGGCUGAAUGCUCUGUCCAGUAUCGACCUGCAGGCCGGCCAUCGUAUCUCAAGACAGGGUGUCCUUCAGUGUCUCAUAGAAGCUACUCUGGAAAAUUGUAAAUAUUAGUGAAUUAGGAGGAUUUAUAUAGGGGUAGCAAGUCUGAAAUGUUUCUCUCUCUCUUUUGUUUUGAUGUAAAAAGCCCCACUUCACACUAACCUUUUAAGCAUUUUACUCUUGUAUUUUGGUAUUAGAAAAUGAGUCUAUUUUUUCAUCUUUGAAAAUAAAUUUCACUUAUAUUUUAAAGUCAUGAGUGAAGUGUGCAACAAACUCCUGGUGAUGAAGGCCGCCUCUCUUCUCCCCUCCUUCCCCUCUUCUCUGGGCUGUGGUAAAAUGCGAAUUGCUGCUUUCAUUGUACAAGUUCAGAGAUAUCAGAUUACAGAUUCUACAGCCAGGUUUUCUUUUUCACUCUUAAUUAUUUUAAGUGCUCGUUAUUGUCCCUUCUAAUUCUACCAGAUGAUGAGUUUUAAGAUGGAGAGUAAAGUCAGUAGAAUUCAGUGAAGUUUGUAAAGGAAGGCAGGCUGUCUCCUUCAGGAAUGAUUCAAGAGAGUGUGAAAAACUGAAAGUAAGCACAGACAUGACAAAUGUUAAGAAACACGUGCAUGGAACUGAUCCAAAUUCAAGGUGAUCAUUUUGGGCAAAAGAAGACUUCUCCAUAUCUGCUACGUCCCCCUUUGGUCAACAGCCCUGAGCUCAGUAGCUGGCCACUAUCCACGUUCCCUGACACGGGGCUGCUACAGACUUAAGGAGCUUGGGAAGGAUGGACCAGUGUUUAUGGUUCUGUGCACAGAGGUCAGAACCCCACGUUGGCUUAUUGUUUGUGGAGAAAAUGGUGAGGAAGGAUGGGUGACCUGUUCAGUGAGGGUACCAUCUUGCACUUAUGCCACGAUGAUCUUUUCUCAGUAACAUUUUGGGCAUCUAAAGCACGCUUGUAAAAAUGAUCUCCAUAUGUAUACAAAUGGGAAAACCCAGCGAACUCACACAAUUUCUUGGUGGCCACGGAGGUCGUAGUUCACACAGGUUAACUGUGGGAGCAGCUGAGUGAACAUGGAAUGUUCUGGAAGUUGUUCUGUGAGGGCUUCCCUGGAGAGGACUUCAUCCCUUACUCUGACUAGGAGCACAGUGAAUGGAUGACUUCUAUGUGAGGUGUGCUUUCCUGCUGCUGUUCAGGAAGUGGAGUGCCAGCCACCAAAAACAAGUGGCUAUGGACAAUGGAAAUAAUUACAUUCUAUUCUGCAUGCUGGAUGCAAAGUGAAAAGUGAUGGAUUGAAAAAAAAAUAGAAAAAAAGGCAAGAAAGGUAAACCCCAAAUUCUAACGUAGGAGAGGUUUGAGAAGUAAAACUCAGGACAGCAGUGUUUUCUGGUUGGGAACUCCCCAAAGUCAAAACAAAAUGGAAGGAUCACAAAAUCAUUUCAGUUACCCAAACCAGAGAACUGACUUCUCUCUUGUUUUUGUUUUUGAUGAUGUUUCCCAUCUGUUUUAGAGAUAAUCAUUUUCUACUAUCUUGUGUUUGUGAAAAACAGCCUUUGUGCUUACUAUCGGGGAGAAAGGCCAUCUACCUGGUUCUGGUCUUUGAGUUGAAACAUGUGUAACCUUUCUAGAUUUUAUGUAGCAGCUCAUUAUUCAUGUCAAUAUUAUUAGAACAAAUGUCUUAUUUCACUUGAGAUAGAGUAAUAAUUCUAAAUUUAAUAUCACACCCUUAGAUAAGAUCUGAAAAGAAUAAGUAGGAAUUUAGUAUCUUAAAAGUGGUAGGACAAAUUGUAAGGUUUCUGGUAUAUAGAUAUAUUUCUCUUUCAAUUUUUAAGCAAUUUUAUUAUUCUUAGAAUCAAUUGCAUAUUUUCAUGUCUCCUAUGUACUUUUUUUUUCUUUCUUGAAAUCUUCAUAUGAGUUACUAGAAUUCCAUUAAAUGUUGAAAACUCUGUUAAGCUGGGAAGCCUUUGCUAAUACUAUAGAUGUUUGGCUGGGUUAAGACCUCUUGAGACUGUGGGAGUUAAAUUCCUAUUUGUUAAGCAACAUCUUUGACAGCUAGUCAUUCACACUCUGCCAGUAGCUACAUGUUAUGUAGUAAAAUAAAUAGGACAUUUGUUCUGAAGCCAUACCUUAAAGUUUCAUCUUGAAACCCAAUGCAUCUAAAUUUCUGAAAGGAUGUUUUGUCAGUGUUUUGUCAUUUACUCAGAUAGAAGUUCAUAUUGGUACACGUAUACACAGUUUGGUGUUGGAAGUAAACACAGGCUUAUAGUCUUCAUUGAUUAUCUUAGAUUCUGAGAGAGACAGUGAGGAACUUAAAAGAAAAGCAUUCUCUAUAGAGUCUGUAUUUCCUGCCAACAGGACCAUAGGUUUUACAUCACAAGCUCUCUGAAGAGCUAUCAGCUUGUCUAUGUGGUUUCACAGGCAUUAAGACAGUUCUUUACAUUUGAGAAGCCAUAUUUAAUGGAGGGAGAGGAGAAACAUAGAAAGAGAACAAACCCUGCCUUCUCUCUCCUCUCCCAUGAGUCCAAAGGCCUUUGCUUUGAAAUGCCAAGUCACUUCUGCCCAUAUUCCCUGUAUCUUUGCUAACACAUAUGUAACCUUUGUUACUUUCAUUUUGAUUGAGACUGAUUUCAGGGGCAGUGGGAGAUGAAAAUCAAAUUCGCAAACAGAAACAAUGGGAUGUGAAACAGGUUCUAGUGUCGUGGCCACCUUCUUGAAGUGACCUUACACUGGUUAUUUCUGGAAGCCUUUUUAGGAGACAUUAGAAGAAUAUUAGGACACUAGUGUUAAGGGAGUGUUAAACUGGAAGGAACAAAUGCUAUGUUUCUUGUGACACAAAGACUUCAGACCCCAAAUAGCUGAAACCUAAAGGCAUUAGAUGCCACUUGAAAUUUGGCCCCUCUACUUACAUGUCAUGGGUUUUGUUUAGUUACAGCCUGUGGUUCAGGACUUCAUAAGGAAGCUGGUAAUGAGCUGACCUUCUUUCUUGUUCUGUGGGAAAAACAAAACGAACUGUCUAGAAACCCAGGUCAUGUUUUAGGAACACUGAGGAAGUGAGGAACUGAAGAAUAACCAGUGAUUUAGUCCUUCCUCGACAACCAGAUUCAGCAAGAAGCUUGAGACAUGCCCCUGUAAGAAGACUGAGGAGCUUGACCCAAAAGAAACAGAAGAGCGUAGCUUUGCAGCCUUCACUGUCCCUACCAGCGAUUCACCUACCUUCCAACAUCCAUCCUGGUCCUUAGGGUGUGUCAGCAUUUUCCCCAUGCAGAUGGGAACUUGUGGGUUCCACACUUCCUUUGAGAAGAAAAUGACAAAAUAGCGUGGUAUGUGAAGAGAGCUCAGUACAAUGAUCUGACCACACAUGCCUUGUAGUGUGUAUCUGUGCCAGCUAUCCUGUCUUUGGUUCUCAGUAUGAAGAUGUCACAAUGUCCCUUGCAGGUGUGGCCUACAGCUAGACCGUAGGAUUAAAAUAGCUUUCGAAAGGUGCUACGUCGGAGUUUGUUCAAAUUUCUCAUUAACCACUUGUGUUAAUUCAGACCAAAGGCAAAGCAUUUGAAACCUGCUGAUGUUAAUGCUCAGGUUGUUAAGCUACUCCAAAUACAAUGCAAGGGUUUCCAUGGGAGCCAAGUUACAGAGGUAGAAAGCCAUCAGGGGUCAAGUGUGUGCUGGUUCCUGGUGGAGCGAUCCAAACAAGCCAAACUAAGAAUCAGCAAAACGGCUGCAUGGCUUUGAUUUGUGUUUAAAGACCCAAAUUUCUAUGUGGAAGGAACAACGUGCCCAUUUACCAAGUGCACAUCAUUAUAAAGGCCAACAAGUUUUUGUUUUUUUUUACUUUGCCGGGAGAACAAAGCUGUCAUGGUAUACAAUUAUUACUAAACAGAGAUGGUAAAGGAAAGGGAAAAUGUGAAUUUUUGAAAUGGGGGGUAUUUUAUUGUUUAAUGUCAACAGCUAAAAAAAAGUCAACGUGGCCUAUCAUAUAAAACAGUAAUGACGUGCCCUCAACAGCCCAGAGAGGCUGUGGAUUUGUAGACCGUUGUGUUGGGUCUCAGGAAUUAAGGUUUUGCGCCCCGUGUGUAACUGAAACCAGGAGGACACGGGCUAGCCAUCGCGGAAAGUCAACGCUGUAGCGCACAUCUUCUGGGCUUAUUCAUUUAAAUACAGGGUUACCAAGCAACACAAACCCACCAUGAAGCUGGUAGAAAAGACACAGCCGCACUAGCUACUACAGUUCAUCCUUCUAAUGUAAGUCGAGCUCUCUGCAUAUAAUGUGAUUUAAUUUAUUGUUGUUCUGUGUUGGAAAUAAGAAUUAGUAACUGUGGAUAUAACCUUGUUUUGUGUAAUAUACAUUAUUUCUGGUGCAAACUGGCCAUUUAAACCACCUACUUCAUUUGGUGUUUGGAAAUAAAUGUGUAUGUAUUCUUGUAAAUGUUUCUAUUAAACAAGAAUGCCAUAUACUCCGAGUAUAGCAAUGCGUUCUCAUUAAAAAUAUAUACCCCACA
Molecule: messenger RNA, 6166 nt
Organism: Jaculus jaculus (lesser Egyptian jerboa)
Lineage: Eukaryota; Metazoa; Chordata; Mammalia; Rodentia; Dipodidae
Gene: Npr3
Product: natriuretic peptide receptor 3
Exons: 8
Coding region: 283-1131 (282 amino acids)
Biological process (GO): vasodilation; regulation of blood pressure
Cellular component (GO): membrane
Molecular function (GO): natriuretic peptide receptor activity; peptide hormone binding
Source: RefSeq, a predicted model, not a curated record